Lactuca sativa (garden lettuce) is the source of this 654-nucleotide messenger RNA. The record is from RefSeq and is a predicted model, not a curated record. Lineage: Eukaryota; Viridiplantae; Streptophyta; Magnoliopsida; Asterales; Asteraceae.
AUGUUGGCCCUCAUUCCUUCCGGAUCCCCUUUUUUGAAACAUCACAUUGAGACCUCGGUUGUGUUCGACCCAACACAGCCUGCCCCAGUCUCGAUUGAGCCUACUCCGGAAGAGGCCAUUCCCACUGAGUCUGGACCCAAAGUUAAACAACCAUCCAAACGAAAGGCUUCACCUUCCAAGCCUAAAGCCAAAAAGAAACCCAAAGUCAGUGCUCCCUCUCAACAGGAGGGCACCCAUGACAUUCCGACUGAUUCUGGUCGUCCACUCACCCCUCCUGCCCACUCAUCUGAGGUACCCCUUAAUGUUUCAUCAUCACAAGCACACACUCAUGGGGAGUCUAAACAUAUUCCACCAUCACCCUCCCAAAAGGGUGAUGUCGGUGUUGAACAAAGUUCCUUGCACCCCCCUGGAACACACCCAUGUGUCACUUUUGAUAUUCCUAUUAUCUCUUCCACACGCACACACUCCGGAACCGUUGUUCCGGAACCCAAUCAUCCGGAAGGAGGAGCAGUCUCUCCAACUUCCGAUUCCACAACUGGUCUGAUACCCAGAAGGCGUACAGGACAACCAAGUUCUAAUGAUCCUUUGUGGAAAGAUUAUGUGAACAGGGCUGCAUCAAGACGUCCCGACCUGACUCGUGCUCAAGUUGAAUAA